Messenger RNA from Fusarium mangiferae, 1416 nucleotides. RefSeq lists its product as uncharacterized. Lineage: Eukaryota; Fungi; Ascomycota; Sordariomycetes; Hypocreales; Nectriaceae. The transcript has a single exon. The record is from RefSeq and is a predicted model, not a curated record. Gene Ontology annotation, cellular component: membrane. Gene Ontology annotation, molecular function: monoatomic cation transmembrane transporter activity. The coding region runs from base 1 to 1416 and encodes 471 amino acids. Gene Ontology annotation, biological process: transmembrane transport; monoatomic cation transport.
AUGGUGGGAAAACGUCAGUGGAAUAAUGAAGGCGCUCGCCAUCGCGGCCGUCACGUCGGCGAAGAAACAAACCACGAUGAACACCCUCGCGAUCUCGAAACAGGUCGCUACUCAUACUACGACCCCAACAAGAAAUCCCGUCCCAAACCACGAAUAAUGCAAUUCCAAGAUGCAGCGCGCACAGCUCUCGAAGACGCCCGUCGCGGGGAGAUCAAGCGCGCAUUACUCCACGGCAUCGAUCGUCAAGGACUCGAGAAGUACAGAAAAUCAGAAGAGGAGCUCAAGGCGAUGAAGAAUAAAAAGAUCCGUGCUUUUUACGAGCAGCAGAACGAGCGGCUUAAUGAUUGGCUCGAGGUAGAUGCCGUGGUGAUGGCGAUAGCGGAUGAUGUACUAGAGAGCAUGAAUCCUGAUCCGGACCAUGAUGGUGAUCAGGAGAGAUGUGGAGGGAUUCAGCGUGUAGAGGGCAGGAUCGGAGAGUUGUUGCCUGAGGAGGAGAAGGAGAAGAGGAGGAAAGCUGCGAGAAAGGCGAAUUUGGCUAUCAAUAUCAACGUGAUAGCUAAUAUUCUUCUUUUAGCAGGAAAGGCUUUUGCUGUGUUCACGACGGGGUCGCUAUCGCUCGUUGCGUCGCUUGUAGACUCAGCGCUAGAUUUACUGUGUACGCUCAUCGUGUGGUCGACGAGUAGACUUGUGCUGUGGCGCUUGCAAGCGAUGCAGCGACGAUUCCCCGUUGGACGGAGACGGUUGGAGCCACUGGGUAUUCUGGUGUUUUCGAUCAUCAUGGUCAUUUCGUUUCUGCAGAUUCUGCAAGAGUCGUUCUCGAGAUUGCUGAAGCACUCUGAGGCGGAGAUUCUGAGCUGGGCUGCUAUUGCGUCUCUGCUCGCGACGAUUAUCCUCAAGGGAGCUAUUGGUCUGGGAUGUCGACCUAUCAAGUCAAGUCAGGUACAAGCUCUUGUGCAGGACUGCAAAACGGACGUCAUCUUCAACACGCUCUCACUCCUCUUUCCACUGAUCGGAUACCGCGCAAACGUAUGGUGGCUCGACCCCGUUGGCGCUGGGUUACUCUCACUCUUCAUCAUCUACGACUGGGGACACACAUGUUUCGAGAACGUGGUCCGGCUCUCGGGCGAAGCAGCUGACGACCACACGCUCAAGAAGCUCAUCUACCUGGCCUAUCGCUUCGCGCCCGUGGUAGCGGGAUUCAAGAACGUCACGGCGUAUCAUGCUGGAGAUGGCGUCUGGGUUGAGUUUGACGUGUUGCUGGAUGAGAAGACGCCGCUGAAUAGAUCGCAUGAUAUCGCGGAGACGCUGCAGUAUUGUGCGGAGGGGUUGGGGGUUGUGGAUAGGGCGUUUGUGACGACGGAUUAUGCGGCGAGUGGACCUUUGGGACACGCGCUGGAUUCGGAGUGGAAUCAUUAG